This is a messenger RNA of Soboliphyme baturini, 1671 nucleotides long. NCBI's taxonomy places the organism in Eukaryota, Metazoa, Nematoda, Enoplea, Dioctophymatida, Soboliphymatidae. The record is from the annotation of a GenBank genome assembly.
AUGGUUCCAGCUGUCAUUCUGCAAGAGAUGAAAGUGAAAUGCACAAAGAUUCUGGCGUGUGGUCACACAUUCUGCGUCAGAUGCCUGUCUUUCAUAUCCGAAAAGGACUUUGAUGAUUUACUGCAAAUAAAGUGUCCGAUCUGUCGGGAAGAAUCGCAUUCGAUCUCUUCAAUUCAAAGCCUGCCAAGUCGAUUUUACGGCCGAAUAAAGUGCGACAAAUGCCUUCAGUGCAAGAAGUCCAACGACACGUGGUGGUGCCCGAGCUGUGUUCAGGCCAUGUGCAGCAAAUGCAGACUUACCGAACAUUCAGAUAGUCAUCAUUCGGUUGCAGAGUGGAACAACCUGGCUCCAGCGGAGUGCUCAUUAGCAUACGUAAAUGAGCUCCGCGAUCGGAAAGUAAAGUCGAUGAAUUCAGUAUUCAACCUUACCGCUCUGGAGCGAUAUUUUGCGGAGGUAAAGAAGGCACUAAUUAUCCGACUCAAAACCGAUACUGUAUCAGAUUACUUGAGCGAAGAACUGGUCAGACGCUACGGUAAACUCAGCAGAAACUUAAAAAUUGACCUAAACGAAGCAAACGAACGGAACUAUAGGACAAAUUUGCUAAAAGCAGCACAACUAGCUGACAUCAGCGUCGCGGAAACAGACGUGCCGUCGCUGGACGACGUAAGUGGUUACUUGUAUUUCAAAAUUACCCCAGACGAAGCAGCGGCUAUUCUUCUGCCCAGUGUCAAACUGACGACGGUCAAACAACCAUCAAGGCGUUGCCACGACUCAAGUCUCAGUACGGCCAAGAAAGGAAUCGAAAUUAAUGACACUCGUUUCUGUGAAACUCUAUCGGUGGUCACUUGCACUGCCGCAACUAUCAAAGUCGACUAUUUUCCGGCAAGGUAUUUGGCCAUUUUGUCCAACUCCCAAUUGGUGCUCUACAGUCCAACGCGGAACGAGCAAAAGCAGCUUGCAGCACCACCUUCUUAUGUAUUUGUGAAUCUGUGUUACAAUAGGAAGACAGAAGAGCUGUUUCUGGUGUUACGUUCUUUGAAUAGGCAGCAUGACUGGAUUCUGCAAGUGAUCGACUUGUUCAUUACAACCUAUGAAGCCAACUUCACAGCGACUUUCGAUGUCGGACCGGAAGACGCUGUAGAGUGCAUGCAUAUUGUGACAUCAUCGAGUGGAAUACUCUAUGUCGUUCGUGAUUGUAGGAAUAGCGUGUCUGAAAUUUGGAAAGUGGUCAUCAUUAGGAAACGACUCAAAGUUAAACUUAAAGAGACUCUGCUCUAUCAAAAAGAUGAUUCCUGUUAUACGAACUUCGACGUGUUAGAAGCGGAUAAGCGCGUUUAUGUGAUAGUGUGGGAUAAUAUGAAUCGGUGUUUAAGUCGUCUAGUCAUCAGAGAUAACCACUGCAUAUCUGUUUGGAAAAUUCUGGUAUCUCCUGAUCCGAUUCCUUUUUGCCUGGAUGCAGCUAAGCGUCUAUGGUUAUUUGAUCCAGUGUUAAGUUUUAUUUAUAGCAGCAGCGGUCCUGUAAUGAACAACUCCGCGAUAUCCCUGAAGAAGAUGAUGAAAUAUGAUUCGUUUCAGCCAAGCUACAUUUGGAAUUCAGAAGACAAACUGAUGGCAGCUCACUGUCACAAGAACAUCAUUCGCUUGUUCCAGUUUGACAAGUACAGCAUGGAC